This is a messenger RNA of Penicillium atrosanguineum, 3129 nucleotides long. RefSeq names its product exoribonuclease II. Gene Ontology annotation, molecular function: RNA binding; 3'-5'-RNA exonuclease activity. The transcript is spliced from 2 exons. The record is from RefSeq and is a predicted model, not a curated record. Gene Ontology annotation, cellular component: exosome (RNase complex); P-body. The coding region runs from base 1 to 3129 and encodes 1042 amino acids. Lineage: Eukaryota; Fungi; Ascomycota; Eurotiomycetes; Eurotiales; Aspergillaceae. Gene Ontology annotation, biological process: mRNA catabolic process.
AUGCCUGCUCCCCGACCUGCGGCUUGCACGCCACGGCUUGAACGGCGCUCGCUGUCAACCACAAGAACUCCGAGGUCAAUUAUCGCCAAUGAAGUAGAUAUCGAGGAUCCUGCCGCUGAAGACCCUCCAACUGCGCAAGAGCUGGAGCUGGCUCGCCUGAACGCCGAGUAUGCGAAGACCAAGGAUAUACGACAAUACCUGAGGCAAUGGAAAGAGAUUGUUCCUCAAACCCUAGAUUCAGUUCAAGAACCCGGGUCGAACAUGUCUGUCAACGCACAAUCUGUCGCCAUAAACGGCCGUAACUCCGAGGAAGGCCACCGAACUCACUCUCAAUUGACGGAGCGAACCGAUCUUGACGUAUCGGAGGAGUUUGAGGGUGAUCACUUGGAACCCGGUGACAUGAUAUCCUUAAUGAGAGGAGACGAUACAUCUUCUUUGGCCAUAUAUGUGCAGUCCGUCAACAGACAGAAGCAGUUCUAUACCGAGCGUGGAUUGUGGCGUAUCUGCCCUGCAGGUGAAUUGGAUUAUGUGGUUAAGGGCUUUGCUCCUCCUGAGUUGCUUGAGCCUCUUAAACCAUAUCUACCUACUGAACUUGCUCGUCCCAAUUCCGACAUCCAGCUUGUUGCGGAGGGUGGCAUCCCGAGACCAAUAGGAGCGCCACUACUGGAAAUGAUGGGCAACUUCUCAGAUCAUGCGGCGGAUUUUACUUUGGAGAAUGCUCAACGGUUGGACAAUAUCUACGAAAUAGCGGCCGAUGACCAGGAAUUUCAACGACUGACCCUCGACGAAUUGACGAUGAAGGUUUUGGAUAUCGAUGAAUCGGAACUGACCGCUGUGAACCUUUACGCUGUGCAUCAAUCUGUGCGAAAUCACCCAUUCCUGAUGGAAAAGGACUCAACCUCUCUGUUCUGCAGCCUGUACCUGGUGGAGCCGAAAAGAAUCGCCAAAAUUGUUGAGACAGUUACGAAAUGGGUUCAUGAACAUCAAAACAUUCUGGUUGAAGGGAUCGCAUCAUCUAAGACCGCAUCUAAUUUCGGUCAUCCGAUGCAGUUGUUCAUCCAAAAGGCACAGCGGCUCAUUCGUUCGAGCCGAAAAGUUCGCUCGCCGACUAUUAUGUCCAGCGUGGGACCUACAACUCAGCAAUUUGAGCCCGGGCAGGAUGGCAAGCCCAUGCUGUACCGUGAAAUCUUAACAGAGAAAUUCACAGAGAAUGACCGCAUUAUUUUGGAAUAUCUGCAACUGUUUGGCAUUCCAUCUGUGAUAAUGCCGUCUGGGACCUUGCGAUCUACCGCAUCGCACAUUAUGCGCGCGACGGGCAUGUACAAUACUCUCGGUCUCAGUGAGGCUUCAAGCCGCCUCUUCCUGCAGGAAAUUGGUGUCAUUGCCCCAUGGGAGAACCUCGGCCUUCUCGACCAAAGUCUUCUUCUUCCGGGCCACGGCAUGUCCCUUUUAGAGGAUAUGAAAUGGGAAGAGAUCGAGGAGAAUUGCAAGAAUCUUACUCUCACGGACUCAAUGCACAAGCUUCGAAAGGACUGGGGUGAUUUGCCUGUCUACUGUAUAGACGAUAUCCAUGCUCAAGAAAUCGACGAUGGCGUUUCUUUGGAACGGAUUCCCGGCUCGAACGACACAUUCUGGAUUCGCAUUCAUGUCGCCAAUCCAACAGCCUUCCUGCGUCAUGACGACCCUAUCAUGGAGUAUGCGGGCUCUCGGUGGUUUACCACCUAUGCUCCUGAGCGUACCUACCCCAUCUUCCCGAGCUCUUUUACACAAAACAACUUCAGUUUGUCAGCUGGCCGGCCUACGUUGACAUUCAGCGCGAAAAUGAACCUACAAGGCGAGAUUCUCGACACCGAAGUGACAAAUGGAAGUGUCCACAAUGUGAUCAAUAUUACUCACAGCAAGCUGCGUGAGCUCUUCAACCCCGACAGAAAGGAGUCUACAAAUGCAUUGCAAGUCGGCGGUACUCCCAUCGACCAGCCCCUAGCCGCCGAUCGAGUCAUACGCGAUACCCUUACAUCAGAAGACCAAGACACUUUCACGACUCUUCGCAGUCUAAUGCUAGGCUUCCGUACCCAGCGGCAGAAGAACGGGGCGAUGGACAUGCAACGCCUGAAACCUAACCCAGCCGUCUCCGUUCAAAUGGGCAUAAUUCCUGCAAAGCCAUAUGAGAUGCAAAUCACAACGGGGAAGACUUUCAUUGGUGACCCAAAAAUCCAGCUUCGUAUUCAAAACUUUGACUCGCACGAAGUCCAAGAUGAGUCCAAAGAAAACCUCGUCUCUUUACUCAUGAACCUGGCUGGCCAUAUCGCGGGCCAAUUCUGUGCUACUCGCAAUAUCCCUGUUGUCUUCGAUGGUACCUGGUAUGACCCGGAAUACGCCCGCGUCACACGCGACAACAUCGCUCAGUUCGGCGGCGAGAAAUUCUUCCAGUUCGCUAUGCCAAAGGCUUUGUCUAAGUCUGCUCCCAUCAAGCACCACUUCCUGGGCAUAGAUGCAUAUGUCAAGAGCACGAGUCCGCUGCGUCGUUUCACCGAUGUGGUUGCCCAUUACCAGAUCGAGGCUGCUUUGCGCUUUGAGCAUGAAAAUGGUCGCCAGUUCGAUGCAGCCAUUGACAUGCCAGAUGAGGCCGAGCUUCCAGCUGAAAACGAAGGCGAAUCUGAACCCGUCCAGUCGGACUCAAAAGCUGAAUCAUCUGUUCCGGAACAAUCUUCCCUUCCCCUCCCUUACACCCAAAUCGACUUGGACAACAUGAUCCACUUCGCGCAGCCCUUGAAAACACGUCUCAAUGAGAUUUCUUCCUUCUCCCAACAACACUGGGCCUGCAUGCUCCUCUUCCGCGCCUUCUACUUCGCCGAAUGCGAAUUGCCACCUUCGUUCCCUGUCGUCUUGCGCACGCCGCGACUUACUGGGGUCAAUCCCGACGAGGGACUGGUCUAUUCGGGGUUCAUCACAAGUUUGGGUGUUAGGUGCAUGGUCACCAUCCCGAAUAAUUGUCCCGGUCGAGAGGAUAUGGAUGUCUUCGGAGUUGUUGAGGCUACUAUUCAGGCUGUUGAUAUGGCGAGGCUGGAGGUGAAGAUGGAGGCAACUGGGUUAAUUAGUCCUUUUGAGAGAAGGGGCGAGUGGGCUUGA